Molecule: messenger RNA, 828 nt
Organism: Melozone crissalis (California towhee)
Lineage: Eukaryota; Metazoa; Chordata; Aves; Passeriformes; Passerellidae
Gene: AQP2
Product: aquaporin 2
Exons: 4
Coding region: 1-828 (275 amino acids)
Biological process (GO): transmembrane transport
Cellular component (GO): apical plasma membrane; plasma membrane
Molecular function (GO): water channel activity
Source: RefSeq, a predicted model, not a curated record
AUGAUGUGGGAACUGCGCUCCAUCGCCUUCAGCAGGGCCGUCCUGGCGGAAUUCCUGGCCACUCUGGUCUUCGUGCUCUUCGGCCUGGGCUCGGCGCUGAACUGGCCCUCGGCACCGGCGCCGAGCACGCUGCAGAUCGCGCUGGCCUUCGGGCUGGCCAUCGGCACACUGGUGCAGGCCCUGGGCCACGUCAGCGGCGCCCACAUCAACCCGGCCGUGACGCUGGGCUGCCUGCUGGGCUCGCAGCUCUCCCUGCUCCGCGCCAUCUUCUACGUGGCGGCCCAGCUGCUGGGGGGCGUCGUGGGCGCCGCCAUCCUGCACGAGGUGACCCCGGCCAGCGCCCGCCAGGGCCUGGCCCUCAACAAGCUGCACAAUGAGACCACGACGGGGCAGGCGGUGACGGUGGAGCUGUUCCUCACCUUCCAGCUGGUCCUGUGCGUCUUUGCUUCCACGGACGAGCGGCGUGAGGACAACCUGGGCUCCCCUGCCCUCUCCAUCGGCCUCUCUGUGGCCGUGGGGCACCUCCUCGGGAUCCGUUACACUGGCUGCUCCAUGAACCCCGCCAGGUCCUUCGCCCCCGCCGUCGUCGUGGGAGACUUCAGCGACCACUGGGUGUUCUGGGUGGGCCCCCUGAUUGGGGCUGCAGCAGCCUCCAUCCUCUACAACUUCGUGCUGUUCCCACAGGCCAAAACCCUCUCGGAGCGCCUGGCCAUCCUCAAGGGCUGCGAGCCUGAGCAGGACUGGGCCGAGCGCGAGGCCCGGCGGCGCCAGUCCGUGGAGCUGCACUCGCCCCAGAGCCUGCCCAGGGGCAUGUCUGAGAAGGUGUAG